Homarus americanus (American lobster) is the source of this 4149-nucleotide messenger RNA. RefSeq lists its product as uncharacterized. The coding region runs from base 1 to 957 and encodes 318 amino acids. The transcript has 7 exons. Lineage: Eukaryota; Metazoa; Arthropoda; Malacostraca; Decapoda; Nephropidae. Gene Ontology annotation, biological process: synapse organization. Gene Ontology annotation, cellular component: neuron projection membrane. The record is from RefSeq and is a predicted model, not a curated record.
AUGUCUCAUGCCAUAGAGCAGGUGGCGGCACUGCUAGCGGCGGCGGCUGGUGAUGGCGGCGUGGGUGGUGGCAUGGGUGGCGGGAAACUGGAGGUGGAGGUGGGUGGCGGCGGCGGGGCGGCGACGGGCGGCGGGAUUGUGGACACGGUGGCCAACAACAGCCAGAUCAUCGUGUUACCCGGAGAGGCCGCCAAGCUGCCCUGCCCUAUACCCUCCGACGUGUACGGCUCUCGUGUGUCAUGGGUCAGACGGAAGGACAUGCAGCUUCUGGCCAUGGGGGAGACGCAGUAUACGGGCGACCACCGCAUCUUCGUGUCACACUCCAGACACUCUCACAAGAAGGACUCCCGCCACACACAGAUGUGGUUCCUACACAUGUUGAACGUCACGAAGAACGAUGAGGGAGAGUACGAGUGCCAGACGUCCACACACCCACCCAUAUCCUUCAUGACCUUCCUAAAAGUCCAGACGGCACGGAGCGAGAUGCAGGGACCCAGUGAACGCGUGGUGGCCGCCGGCAGUAGACUGAAGUUGGUGUGUACUAUCAAGGACAUCUCUAAGACCCCUCCCUUCGUCUUCUGGUAUCAAGGCACCAGGAUGAUCAACUAUGACAGCACUAAGGGCGUCCAUAUCACCUCUGAACAGGGUCGCAGCGUCCUGGUGGUGCCAUCGGUGUCAGACGAGCACGCAGGUAACUACACCUGCAGCCCCGCCAACGCCAGCCCUUCCUCCGUCCUCGUUCAUGUCGCUGUUGAGACGACGGAAUCUGGGGCCCCGAGCCGCCGUGGCCAGAAGGAAGUGGAGGAGGCGGACAAGACGCCGGUGCGGCAGCUAGGGGUGAAGAGUGCCUCCUCGGCCGGCCCUCGCGUCCUACCUCAGACCCUGGCACUCUUCCUGCUGGCACUGCUCCUCCUUGACGCCCUCACAUUCCCAAGGGUCUUCCAGCGUAGCUUGUAGAGCGCCAGCAAGCAGCCUCGCCCGCCUCUCUCGCCGAGGUUUUUUCGAAGUGCCGAUGUGAUAAGCCUUGGUGUGUGCAUCCUGGCAACAGUGUAGUGUGCUUAGCGCCACAUAGUCCGUAUACUUUCAUAUACUAUGAAGAAAGACACAGUUGUACAUAAAAAUGAAGUUUAUAUAAAGCAAAACUACUCAAGGAAAAUAUACACUAUUUAUAUACGAACAGUGAGUGGAGUGUGCGAAAAUGUGCAUUGCCAGUACGACGUCACGGAUAAAACUUGUCAGUGUGGAGGGCGCGAGCUGACUCAGAGAAUAUUGUACUCUGGAACACGGAACUAAAUGAAACACCGACCUUGGGUUGGCUCCCCCCGCUCCCCUCACACACACAUUAGGAGCACAGUGAACCAAAGACAAUUAAGAAGCUCUACCUUUUUGAUGUUCACUUGAUCUUUAGUCAAUGGCUUGUUCUUCAUGAGCAUUUAGGUUCUUCCGAGUUUGCUGCAGCGACUCUUGCUGGCAGAGGUACGGUAAUACUCGUUCACAAGGGUACGAUUCUUCUCGUGAUACCGGCCACGAUAAUGUCCGUGAACAUGGGAUAUACAGUGUCGAUGUUUUCCUGUGUUGCUCGUCAUAAUGAACGUGAUAUUAGUGUGGAAUGUACAUUUAAAGAUGUAUUUAUGGGAAAUCUGUUGUAUUCUACAAUGUAUAAUACCUUUUUACACAAAAAAAGGAGUUCCUAUUGUAUUAAAAGAAUGUGAAAUACUGGAAAGAGCUGGGAUUCAUAGUCUUAAGUACAAGGAUUUUUAAAAAGAUCCAGCCUCUACCAGAGACAGUGAUUCACAUAACACUGACGUAUCUUCGAGGUGUGUUGUCGUACAUAUACAGUAACUUCUUUGUGGAGAGGAAGACACUACAUGGUGGCAGAGAUGUGAGCGAGGCCCAGAUAAGUGAAUCAGAAAGAUGAUAUUGACGUUCUGUACAAAGGCAAGCUGUGUUGUGACUAAUGGAACUGUUUUGGUGUCGAUAUGAUUGUGGCCUGAAGAACACUAUCACGAUUAUAGAUGGAAACAGACCUUGGAUUUAGUUGCCUGAUUGUAGUGCGUGUCUCCAGACUGUGUGUUUAUAUUUCAAAGUUUAAAAAAAAUAAAUAAAAGGAUUAUAUUGAAACGGAGUUAAUUAUAUAAACGUUUGGUUAAAUCAAACGCGAGAAUUAUAUUUGUUAUGAAAAUAGUUUGCCCCCACACCCACUCCACCCCCCCCCACCCAACAUACAUCACCACGAGUGACUGUUAAGAUCCAGCAUAACGCAGAGUGAGUGUGUCGGGCAUUGAUGUCUACGUAAUGCUCCUGCUGACGUCAACCAUCUGCCUGUUGCCCUUAACCAUCUGACUGUUGCCGUCAACCAUCUACCUGCUGCCGUCAACCAUUUGCCUGUUGCUGUCAACCAUCUUCCUGCUCCCGUCAACCAUCUGCACCCUCUACCUCUCUCUCCUCUGGCCAUCUUGUUGAAGUGUUCCAAAUUAGAAAAAUAUAUUCCUUGCUUAAACCCUCUGACUUGAGAUAAUACAGUAUGUCUGUUUUUUAUUUACUACGGUGUAACAGAUAAAAAACAAAAUUAGUCUUUAGAGAAGUCACGAACAAUCCCUCACAGGGCAGUUCGGUGUUUGUGUUGAGGAGAAAAAUUCAUAUUUAGGAGCAGAUAAUCCGCUGUAAGAGGGUUAAGCAGCCUGAUGAGAGAGUGUUUAUCUGCCCUGGUGGAUUGAAUAUAAAACCCCUAAUGGGUGUAUAUUCUGUCUGAACGACUCAAGUACCACUUCAAGGAUGAUUAUACUAAUCUGGAGGAAACAUCAUUCUUCAAAAGGUCAGUUAUUAAAGAGUGGAGGACUGAAUAUACCUCGUGCUAUUCACUUCAACUUUACGAGGUAGUUUGUUUUGCCUGAGGUCCUCGCCAAUUACUCAAGAAUUUAUAUUUUACACCCUUAUGAAAGACCUGUUGGGUGCUAUAACAAGCACUUUUUCCAUCAAAUAAUAAACUGUUUUGAGUACGGAGGCGAUGAUUCUGUCUAUAUCUGUCAGUGUUUCUCCAGUUACCAGUCUAUUGUAAGCCUUCAACUCUUAAGAAACAACUACAAGAUGGUGAGAGCUGACUUGGUUGUAAGGUUUAGUUGUCAUAGUUUUAGUAAGAGGAGUAAAUACUUGAUGAGGAGCGUCUCAGUUUAGACAAGAAAUUAAACGCUUCAGAGAUUUUUUCUGGGUAAAUGAACGAAUGAAGCACUUAAGGGAUACUUGACAAGGCCCUGAAUACAAGACCAAUAACCAAGACACUGCUGCUCGGGUCCAGGGAACUAAACACAUAUAUAAAGAACACUUACCUGGAGUAAUAGGACUGGAGGAGCCUUGCAGGGUUGACUCUUUAUAAUUAAAAAAAAAUGGAAAUCUAGUUAAACAAUAAGGAUAUAAUUCUCCUACUGUGAAGAAUAUUAAGAUGCACCGAAUUCUGAGAUCAAUACAGCUGUGAAAAUCAGUUGCUUACGUAAAAUUGCUAAGCUGUAAUAUAUUCUGUAAUAACAUAAGAAGUUAACAAUCUGUUAUCAACAAAACUACUUACUAUAAUGAAGUAAACAACAAUGAGCAUCAAAAUAACAUUAUUCCUUUAUCCUCUACUUGACAUGAUAAUCGGACGUGUUAGCAUUAUAAUUCGCACGAACUUUCAGUUGGACGAUCUCGGCAACUGAGAUUCCACAUUAACUAAAAGCGUGAUUGUCCAUACACCGUCAUUCAUUAAGCUCUGUUUGUGUUUCGUUAGCGUUAUCCGUCAAUUUAACCCCGGGUGGUGGGUGAUGGCCAGUAGCAGGCAGGCAGGCAAGCAGGCACGCAGGCAAACAGGCAGGCAGCAAGCAGUGGAUGGCGGUGCAGACGUGGGGGACACAGUCAUCUGAGUCUUCUCCCACUCUCUCUCUCAUCAACCAUUUUCAUGAUCCAAUCUCCCAUGUUUACUGACGCGGUAUUUGAUGACUAGAGAAAUAAAAUAAAAUAAAUAAAAAAUUAAAUAAAAAACAAAAAAGAAAACUCUUUCUAGAUGUUCCAAUUUAUUUUUAUGUUCAAAGUGUUAUGAUAGCAUCAAAUGUUAUAUUAGGAUGUCCUUGUCCCUGUUUUGUAUGAUAAUAUAUUGGAAAAUAAAACGUCAAGUGCUCA